This is a messenger RNA of Asterias rubens (European starfish), 2832 nucleotides long. Its product is annotated as nucleolar complex protein 2 homolog. The record is from RefSeq and is a predicted model, not a curated record. Gene Ontology annotation, biological process: ribosomal large subunit biogenesis; negative regulation of transcription by RNA polymerase II. Gene Ontology annotation, cellular component: nucleoplasm; Noc1p-Noc2p complex; Noc2p-Noc3p complex. Bases 84 to 2651 code for a protein of 855 amino acids. Gene Ontology annotation, molecular function: transcription corepressor activity; histone binding. NCBI's taxonomy places the organism in Eukaryota, Metazoa, Echinodermata, Asteroidea, Forcipulatida, Asteriidae. The transcript has 17 exons.
AGGUGACCAUCGAAACAACACGUGUGCGGUGCAUAUUUUUUUUCAUCUUCAAGUAAAUACAUCGUCGUCAAACAAGAGUAAAAAUGCCAUCGAAAAACAAAUCAAGCAUAACCAGGAAGAAGAUUGCUGAUAUGACAGCCGAGGAGCUGAUGGCAGCUUCUGAUUCCGACAGCGAUGAUGUCUCGGACCUUGAGAUUGCAGAAGAUGAUGAAGAUGCUGAGGAAAGCUUUGGAGAUGAUGAGGAAGGAAGUGAAGAUGAAGAAGAAGAAGACGUGGUAGAAGAAGGAGAAGAAGAGCUUGAAGGAGAAGAGGAAGAAGAAGAGGAGGAUGAAGGAAGUGGUGAUGAUGAAGAGGGAACAGCAGAAGAAGGGUUUACAGUCCCAGGAAAAAUGAGUCAACACAAGCAGAGUAUCGAGAAGUUGAAGGAAACUGACCCAGAGUUUUACAAGUUCUUGGAGGAGAAUGACCAAGAGCUUCUCCAGUUUGAAGACUCGGAUUACACGAGCGAUGAGGAAGGACCUGUACAUGAACUUCCUGAGGAACUCGAGGAUUUUGUAGAUAGUGACGAUGAAGAUUACACCACAGAAGGAGACGGCAGCAAAGCUCCAAGAAAAUCCGACAAGGAUGUCUCUCUAGCCAUGGUGGAAAAAUGGCGGAAACAGCUUCAGGUGUUCUCACUGAACAGUUUGCAUGAGGUUGUGAAGGCAUUCCGUGCUGCUGUUCAACAGAUAUCAUCAGAUGCUGAAGUCAGUCAGUACAGAGUAGAAGGCAGCGCAGUAUUCAAUGCAAUGGUGAGUCUAUGCUUGAAGCAUGUCCAUCCCACUCUGCAGAAAGUCUUGGAAAUGGAGGACAAACCUGUGAAAAAGAGAAAUCUUCCCACAACAUCCAAGAAGUGGCAUCAGGUACAAGCCACCGUGAAGAUCUACAUUACGGACAUUGUGAAGCUCCUGAAGCAGUUAUCUGAAACAACGAUUGUAUGCGUCGUUCUGCGCCAUAUUCAUCGUAUGAUCCCGUACUUCUGUUGCUUCCCUCGGCUUACCAAAGACCUUGUUAAGAAACUGGUAACCCUGUGGAGUACCGGUGAAGAGGCAGUGAGAGUCUUGUCUUUUCUAUCUCUGUUUUCCGUUCAUCGAUGUAUGCAGAAAAACAGCUGGCUGGAGUACAUUCUUAAGCAAAUGUACUUGGCAUAUGUACGCAACUCAAAGUUCACGUCACCAUCUACACUGCCUCUGAUUAACUUUAUGCAGCGUUCUUUGACUGAGAUGUUUGCAUUUAACACGCAGUUGGCGUACCAGCAUGGGUUUGUGUACAUCAGACAGCUUGCAAUACAUCUCCGCAACGCAAUCACAGUGAAAAAGAAGGAUACUUACCAGUCUGUUUAUAACUGGCAGUACAUCCAUUGUUUGAAUCUAUGGUGCCGUGUAUUGGGAACGCUUCACGCCGACGAGACCCUUCGGCCACUCAUCUAUCCUCUGGUUCAGACAGCCAUCGGAGUUAUCAAGUUGAUUCCAGCUUCACGCUACUACCCUUUACGCUUCCAAGUCAUCCGCUCGCUCAAUCUCCUCUCAGAAGCUACAGGAACGUUUAUUCCACUCUUGCCGUUCCUUCUCGAGAUUUUUGAGACGACUGACUUCAACAAGAAGCACACAAGCGUGUCGUUCCGACCUAUGAACUUUGCUGUGAUGCUGAAGGUGUCCAAGUCGCAGCUCAACGAACGUGGGUUCAAGGAUGGGUUGAUUGAUCAGCUCUAUGAUGUAAUGUUGGAGCAGCUUAACAUCCAUAGCUAUUCUAUUGGAUUCCCUGAACUGGCAUUUCCAGCGAUAUUGCAGUUGAAGUCUUUUCUAAAGAAGUGCAAGGUUGCCAAUUACUGCAAGGUGAUGAAAGGUCUCCUUGAGAAAGUACAAGAGACGUGCAAAGAGGUGACCAAGCAGAGAGACUCUGUGACCUUCGGUAUCACCAAUGAUGCAGCAGUGAAAGCUUGGGAGAACAAGUUGAAGACACAAGGCACAACUCUGAGCAAACAUUACGAAACUUACAAGAAGCUGAGAGAGAGAGAGUUAAGACAUGAGGAGGCUGGCAAGGAAAGGAUGCAAGACGACCUCCCAACACUGAAAAAGAAGCAUCUUGAGAGAAAGGAAGAAGACAAGAGAGAGUUUGGUGAACUCUUUGAUGAAGACAGUGACUCCGAGGAUGACAUUCUUGUCCGAGCCGAAAGGAAGAAAGAAAGGUACACGGCGAGCAAGAAGGGGAGAAGGAGGCAGAGAAAGGGCAACGAUGACGAGGAAGACAUCGAUAGCCUAGAUGAUGAUGACGAUGACGAAGAUGAUUAUGAUGAAGAUGAUGGAGAUGACCUGGAGGAUGAAGAGGAGGAGGAGGUCAAGCCAGCCAAGGUCAAUCCAAUGUCAAAGGUUAAAGGUAAAAUCAAGGUCAUGGAGGAGGGAGAAGACAAAGAGGACAUUGUUCAGGAUUUUAAUUUCUGGUCCGAUGGCGAAGACGAGACGACAGAACCUAAGAGGAAAAAGAAGAAGUUAGAAAAGAAGAAGACGAACACUGGGCAACAGAAACGGAAAUUUGACGGGAUGAAAAGAGUCAAGCCAAUGAUGAAAGGGAACAAGAACAAAAUGGGCAAGGGAGGCAAAUCAAGGCAUUAAAAAUAGCCGACAGGAGGUUGUGUUCUUUUCAAAACCAAUUAGAGAAUUAAAAAUAGCUGACAGGAGGUUGUGUUCUUUUCAAAACCAAUUAGAGAAUUAAAAAUAGCUGACAGGAGGUUGUGUUCUUUUCAAAACCAUUUAGAGAAUUAAAGGGGUGUAAUUAUUCACCUUUUGCCCGAUA